Sporothrix schenckii 1099-18 is the source of this 852-nucleotide messenger RNA. RefSeq lists its product as uncharacterized. Bases 1 to 852 code for a protein of 283 amino acids. The transcript is spliced from 3 exons. The record is from RefSeq and is a predicted model, not a curated record. NCBI's taxonomy places the organism in Eukaryota, Fungi, Ascomycota, Sordariomycetes, Ophiostomatales, Ophiostomataceae.
AUGCGCUUCGCUGCCAUACUCUCUGCCACCGCCACCAUGGCUGGCGUGGUUCGGGCCGCCCACGGCGACGGCGACGAAGGCAGCAUCAUGGGCCCGGUGGCGUUCCUAUGGCCCGACGACCGGAACUGGUCUGCCGCUGCCGACAACAAUGGGCCCUGCGGCAGCACCGAGGGCGUCACCAACCGCACAUUGUUCCCGUUGUCCCACGGCUCUGUUGCCCUGACCAUUGCCGACGAGGCCUACAAGGUCGCCUUUUACGUUGCCUUUACGAACGACCCCACUCGCCAGACCGAGUUCCAGGAGCAGGUCGUCAACAACGUCACCGAGGUCGCCCCCGGCCACCAGUGCUACAAGAUCGACCCCGUUCCGCCGUCCACCACGGCCGGCACCAAUGCCACCAUCCAGCUGCAGUACUGGGCUGUGUACGAGGGCGAGAACAACAACCAGAACCAGACGUUUUAUGCCUGCGCCGACGUUACCUUUGUCGAAGACGCAGAUAUCGUCGGCUCUGUGCCGUGUUUCAAUGUGACGGCCUCCGAUUUCAGCAGCGAGGGCUCGUCGUCCACCAUAUCUGCCGGCAGCGGCGCCACCACGGGCCCCACCGGGCCGGGUGUGGGUUCGAGUGCUGCUCCUACGACAGCCUCCGAAACGAGCGGCCUCGCCGCGGGCGCCAAGGCCGGCAUUGCCGUCGGCUCCAUAGCCGGCGUCGCUGCGCUGGCCGCGCUCGGGGUCUUUGUGUACGCCCGCAAGCGCCACACGGGCUACCUCGAGCGACGCCGCGCGUCCAAGAUGAAUGCGCCCAUCCCGCUGAACAAGCGCAAACCAGACGGCACAUCGGUCACGUCGGCAUAG